Xylaria bambusicola is the source of this 2363-nucleotide messenger RNA. RefSeq lists its product as uncharacterized. The record is from RefSeq and is a predicted model, not a curated record. Gene Ontology annotation, biological process: transcription by RNA polymerase I; nucleotide-excision repair; transcription by RNA polymerase II. Lineage: Eukaryota; Fungi; Ascomycota; Sordariomycetes; Xylariales; Xylariaceae. The transcript is spliced from 2 exons. The coding region runs from base 175 to 2124 and encodes 649 amino acids. Gene Ontology annotation, cellular component: transcription factor TFIIH holo complex; transcription factor TFIIH core complex.
CUAGAAACCUGAUCCAGCCGGUUGCCUUGUCGACUGGAUACACCAAUACUUGUCUACUUGUAGCCUGAGAUGAACUUCAUUUGAUCGCCAACUCGUGUGCUCGCCUAGAGUCGUCUCUGUGACCCUUGUGACCGUAGACUACGCCUGGGCAUCAAUACCUUUCGGCACCACACUAUGGCCAUUCCUACCGGCGCCGCAGCUUACAAGAAGAAGGAUGGCACCAUCACUCUCACGCCUGACCAGAAGACGGUGACAUGGACACCCAACACGGCUCCCACUGGGCCACCCGCCUUAUCUCUGUCAAUUGCCAAUAUAACCAAUCUCCAACAAACCCCUGACACAGCCGCCAAGGUUAUGUUGAAAGUCUUUGAAAAGAGUGCUGAGAGUGCUGAACCGGUGCCCUACCUCUUCCACUUCAACUCUCCUUCAGAUCCGAGGGGCGAGGCAAAUGCCAUCAAAACUUUAUUGUCCAAACUGAUUGCAGAUGUCAAGAGCAAUGACCCCAGUCUCCCAAAGCCAGCCUCGGGUGCUGCAACACCAGUGGGCGCUGGCAACUCCACAGUCUCUGCGAGCGUUUCCGAUCCCAAAUCUGCAGUAGCUCGCCUGUUCAAUGAUGAUGCCUUGAAGGGAGACAUUGCCCUACAACAGUCUCUUCUCAAAGCUGACCGGACCUUAUACCAGAUGUAUAUGGAGGGUCGGAAGACAAAGCCGGACACCAUGUCGGACACAAAUUUCAACACCCAGUUCUGGUCUACUCGGAUCAACUUGCUUCGAGCUUACGCCAUUGAAUCAAGUCAAAAGAGGGGCCCUUAUAAUGUACUCGCUCAAGUCAAACCCAUUCUGGUGCCAAAUGAAGAUCCAUCGAAGCAGAGCGAGCUGAAGAUUAAAGUUACCCAAGAGCAGAUUUCGGCCAUAAUGAGUCAGCACCCCCUUCUUAAGCGCAUAUUUAACGAAAAUGUCCCCCCCCUCAAUCAGAAUGAGUUUUGGGAAAGAUUUUUUCUUAGCAAGCUGUCAAAGAAACUAAGGGGUGAGCGUCCAUCUGGACUGGAGAUACCCGACAAGAUAUUCGAUAAGUAUGACGAAUACGAAGACAUUACAGCUUUUUCGAGCAAGCUUCUAGCGCAACAUGUACCACACAUCAUCAACCUCGAGGGCAACGAGGAGAAUCAGGGAGGUUUCAAGAGCGGCAACCGGAAGGAUGUCGAGAUGCGGCCGCGGGGCAGGACCGACGUACCCAUCAUACAGACAUUAAAUAGUUUGAGUGGAAAACUAUUAGCCAACGUGCUACCGGCUGAUAACGAUCCCGAAAACUCAACCCGAGUGGACGAUGAUACAUACCAAGAACUUGCUUUACGAGACUUACAGGGUGACAGCGAGGAGCAUCGUAUUAUGCUCAACAUACGAGAACAAAGUAGAUUUUUCUCCAAUAAUUCCAAUGGCACUUCCGAGACCGCCGCAGCCUUUUCUCGGCAGGACCCCAGGAAAGUCCUCGGAGGAGUGCAGGGUGAUCUGAAAAGCCUCACCUAUGAUGGCCUCGGAGGCGUCAACAUCCAUUCCUCGUUAGGAAUCAACGAUGACAGCGAAAGCGACGACGACGAGAAACCACAGCCGCACGUUGGAUCUCGAGAGUCCCGAAAGAACGCCCAGAAGCAGAUUCUCGACAGCAUGUUGCAAAGACGGUCACAACUCUACGGCCAGGACGCAGACGACACAGCACCGAUGGGCCUACCCACAGAAAUCGCCGCGAACUGCAACCUCACGCACGCCACGACCAUGGAGUUCCUGCACCAGUUCUGGUCCGCGUUUCUCUCAGGUGAUCCCGAGCGGGCAGCUGAGCUCGGGUAUCUAGCAGAGGCCCUGAAACGAUCGAAAGAUCGCAUCGAGGUCGUCGCCGUAGAAGCCGAGAAAGCCCGCGAGGAACAGAUCAAGAAGCGCAGGGCCGAGAUCCUCCAGAUCUACGAGCGGACCAGGAAAAAGCUCAAGUUCAACGCCAAGUCCGUCCGCGGCGGGCGAGAGGCCGUGACGAAACUCAUGGACCCCGUGGUCCAUAGCCUGGAUAAGGCCAUAGCGGACUACCAGAAAGCUCUGGCGGCGGAAGGUCUGCAGGCUAGCACCGAGUUGUGAAUGAAAUGCCAAGUUUCUAUAUAGAUUUAGACGUGCUUUGGGGGGGGGGGAGUUGGGGUAGGAUGAGAACCCGUACCCAGUUCAACUCCCUUUGGGACCAUGCAGCCUUUAACUAUCUUGGGCUAUCCCCCUUCAUUAUAACAUUAUAUAACUAGAGUUUACCAUGAUUUGUCUCUAAGAAGCGAGAGCAGGCGCGGAAGAGCAGCGCCGUUGGCCCCUUAGGAUACUCUCGUCAGCUA